Molecule: messenger RNA, 2125 nt
Organism: Helianthus annuus (common sunflower)
Lineage: Eukaryota; Viridiplantae; Streptophyta; Magnoliopsida; Asterales; Asteraceae
Exons: 10
Coding region: 456-1958 (500 amino acids)
Source: RefSeq, a predicted model, not a curated record
GCAAGCAUACUAGAAAAUGGGAGGUGGGAAUCUUGUUCCUCCAAAUCCCAUCGUUUUUGUAGGAAAAAAAAUAGGGGUUUUAAUUCAAAAGAAUCUGCAUCAUUUCAUUUCUAUAAAUCCAAAAAAAUCUCAAACUUUCCAUUGGUUUCACAACCAACAAGAAUCAAUCAAUCAAACAAUCAAUCUAUAGGUUGUUUUGGUUGAACCCCACGAUCGGUCGGACCCCCUCCCUCUCCUCCGAUGGUGGGUUCCUUCAAUUCAUCAGACUGAUCGAGAGAGAGGAGAUUAUAAUUGCAUUGAUGCUAGCAAAGUUGGAAAUAUCUUGCAGCUUGCUAAGGCAAGCUCAUCUACGUCAAAGCACUUUGAAAACAAGCAUUGUCGUUGUGAGUUUUAAAGAUCAAACAAUUUCUGGUUGUUUGUAAUAGGGACUUGCGUGAUACGUAAAGAUAAAAAAAAUGGGUGGUAUUUCUUCAAGCCCUGCUAGAACAAUAAAACCAAUAAAGUCACUGCGUCUACAUAGCAAAAAGAUACGUGUGCCUGACAAACUGAAAAGGAAGAAGAAGAACAAGGACACCGAUGCAGGAGGAGACUCGGUUGCAGUUACUGACACAACCGUCCCUUGUCAUGAAUCAGUGUCUUCUGAUUGUACUCAUGAACCCACUCACUUGGAAUCACACACUAGUCAGAGUGCUACUAAUGAAGACGAACCAUGGUUUGAUUCUGUCAGCAGCAUUGGAGAUUCUGAUUCAGAUGAUGACUUCACUAGCGUGGAUGGAGACGAUCCAAACCGAGACAAUGAGAUGUUCUUGGACAACAUGAAUGUAUACAAAGUGAACGCACUCGAGCAAGUUAACCAGUUUUCCAUAUUAGGUUACCAGGGAUAUGAUGGUGAAUCCAGCCCGACAUACAAGUUAGGACGUAGUUACAGCAGCUAUAACGGUGAUAAAGAUGAUAAAAACCAAGCCCGGAUAUUGAAUCCCCAACUGUUACAUUCUGCUAGCUACCAUGAUAACAUAACUAACACAUCAAACUCGGGCUCACAGAAUCUGACAGGCAAACCCACUGUGAUUAAGCUUGCGGUAAAAAGAACCGAUCCCAAUGGCACCCGUGCUACAGAAAAGUUGUUUUACCGUCCACGGGCAGGAUUCUUGAUUCCAUGUUGUACCGAUGAGAAGCCGACUCCUGGAUGUUGGUCUGCUAUUGACCCAUCCACAUUUUCCCUCAGAAGUGAAAACUAUUUCAAAGAUAAAUCAAAAAAACCUGCUCCAAGUUAUUGCCCUUACACUCCAGUCGGUGUAGAUCUAUUUGUAUGCCCGAAAAAGAUCGAUCACAUUGCCAAAUACCUCGAGCUUCCUAGGCUAAAAGGCGAUGGCAAAUUGCCACCUCUCCUCAUUAUCAAUAUUCAGUUGCCUAGUUAUGCUGCUCAGAUGUUCCUUAGUGACAGUGAUGGUGAAGGUUUGAGCCUCGUCUUAUAUUUCAAACUGUCGGAAACGUACGAGAAAGACACUCCUGCCCAGUUUCAACAGAGCAUCAAGAGUUUAGUGGAGGAUGAAAUGGAAAAGGUGAAGAGUUUCAGAAAAGAAACGAUGGUAGCUUUCAGAGAACGGUUGAAGAUAAUGGUGGGUGUGGUCAACCCAGACGACCUUGUUACUAACAGCACCGAGAGAAAGCUUUUGCACGCCUACAAUGAAAAACCCGUCCUCUCACGCCCUCAACACAACUUCUUUCGGGGAUCAAAUUACUUUGAAGUUGACCUGGACAUUCAUCGGUUUAGUUACAUAGCAAGAAAGGGAUUAGAUGCGUUUCGUGAACGCCUUAAAGACGGGAUAAUGAAUCUCGGCCUAACAAUUCAGGCUCAGAAACCCGAAGAGUUGCCGGAGAAAGUUCUUUGCUGCUUGAGAUUAAACAAGAUUGACUUUGUUAAUCGUGGUCAAAUACCUACAUUAGUAGCAGACUAGCAGUCGACGAAACUUUAUCCUCUUGAUCCCUUCUCCAUUGUGUUCUUGGCCAUUUUUUAGUUUGACUUUUGUAGAUGUCUAGCAAAAGAGUUGACUUUUGCAGGUGUAAAAAUGUGUGUAAAGAACUCGAACUUUAGAGAAUUAUUCAACUAAAGGGAUUGUAUGUA